GGUGAUGUACCACGGAGGCUGCUUCUAGCACGUCAGUCGCCUCUUGAACGUUGUCCUCACAACACGUGGUUAAUGUGCCAUCGGAUAUUCCGAUUACGAGAAAUUUGACGCUUUCUGACUUAAGAAAUUUAUGUCAAAUUUAGUGAAGCUUCAGUCGCACGUGUUAUUGAAAUAAACGCGCUUGUUGUGUGGAUAUUAUUGCUUUGUUGUGAUCAAUAUUACCAUCGGACUGUGCGCCAUGACAUGACAGUAUUAGUGUGUUUGUGGUGACAGUGUGUGUUGUGGUGUGUUGUGGUGGCAUGCGUGUGGUGGCCACUGACCUGUGGUGAUGAUGGCGGUGGUUAAAGUUUUGUUGUUAUUGCUGAUGAGCGCCGUAAGGCACACCAGUGGUUGUAAUUUUUACCCUGUGGGCGAGUAUCUAAGGUUUGUCAGGAUACCGGAGAAUUUGAAGGUCGGGGAUGAAGUCUUACAAGUUGAAGUUCAUCCAAGGAAGAACCUGGUGCUGCAAGCAGUGGACAAGGAGGAAGACGCUCAUCUGUUCACGUACCGCGACGUGAACAGGACGCACGUUGCGGUGCUGCUAGCUCAAAGUUUAGACCAUCUAGUCGAUCGCGACACCCCACAGAAUGUCGUCAAAUUCCGCCUCGGCUGCGACUUCCACACAGGAGACGACCUCAUCUCCGCGUACCUGUCUGUCACUGUGUACAUAGAGGAUGUGAACGACAACUCGCUGGAAAGGGAAAAGGCCUCCGGCACCACACUCAUCAGACUUCACGCCUGUCUUCUGGGUGGUCGUGGUAUCGACCGAGGCUCUCCUCCGCGCCACAGCAACGCCACUGUACACGUCAUAGUGAUGGACAAUGACGACCUGCCGCCCAAGUUCACUCUCGACGUCUACAGAACUAAAAUACCAGAAUUCUAUCCUAUACUGGGCAAGCGCAUCCACAAGGAGCUGGUGUUCGAGCAGGCGGUGCGCGCCUUCGACCAGGACGCGGGCGUGGGCGCGCCGCUGCGCUACCGCCUGGUGGCGGGCGACACGCGCCGCUUCUCGCUCGGCCCGCUCAACGCCACGCUCUUCCUCGACGCUGAGAUAGACCUGGACGCCGAGUCGCUGCCCGGCAACACGCUGGUGCUGGUGGUGCAGGCGGAGCAGGUGGGCGAGGCGCGGCGAGCGGCGCGCGCGCGCAUCGAGGUGGAGCUGCUGGACCUCAACGACAACCUGCCCGACUUCGAGGUCGACUUCUACAACAUCAGCAUCGUCGAGAACUUGCCCAACGGUUUCAGCGUGCUGCAGGUGAUGGCGACGGACAAGGACCAGGGCGAGAAUGCGGAGUUCUCCUACCAGCUCAGCGACCCCGAGGGAGCCUUCGCCAUCGACCCCAAGAGCGGCUGGCUCACUGUCAGGAAUCAGACUGUUUUAGAUAGAGAGCAGCAUUCCUCUUUAAGAAUGAAAGUAUACGCAAAAGAAAAAAAUCCAAGCGUAUUCGGCACAUUUCUGGAUAAACAGAGAUUAUCAAAAUGGCGCCGCAACCCUUCCACAUCGACUCUCCCAAAAGAGAAAACUACCUACGUUUAUCCUGAUAAAAUUGGAACCAAGAGUGAAAAUAUCGAAUACUUCGAAGAUAUAAACCAGUUUAUGUCGUUCGUAACAGUGGAAGUGACACUACUUGAUGCUAAUGAUAACAAUCCCGUGUUUGUUCCGAGCAAUCUGUAUGAGUUCUCAGUGAAAUCGAACGCUAAAAUCGGAACUUUCAUCGGUAAUGUAAAAGCUGUGGAUCCAGAUUUAGGGAGAAACGGUAUCGUAUCGUACGAUUUACAAAGAACUAGUAAUUUGACGAUUACUUCGCCGUUCCAAGUGGAUGCUCAUUCCGGUGAGGUUACAGUGGCGCAGACUCCUAUACUGGAGGGUAGACAUGCGUUGUUUGUGGAGGCAUCAGACCAGCCUGCUAAUCCUAGUGAGAGAAGAUACUCUUUAGCCGUAGUUACGGUUGAUGUCACUAGAUCCAGUACUGAUAAACCGGACUUCGUCGGCGCACCGUAUGAGUUUUGGGUCGGUUCUAACGUCGGUAUUGGAACUAGUGUCGGUCAAAUAAGAGUCAAUGAAGCUAUGGAAAAAUCUGAUGUUUCUUAUGAUCUGCUACAUGGAUAUGAAGAAGGGGUGCCAUUUGCUGUGGAAGAAAGGUCUGGUGUGAUUACUGUUAUCCAUGAGUUAUCAAAAUUCAAUCGUCUUAUGUAUGAUUUUGAGGCGGUUGCGAUACAAGAAGGAGUCGAUUUAAAUAUAGCUACAAACGCGACCAUACAUGUUGUAGAUGCCGACGAUGAGAGAGGUUUCUUGUUAAAGGGUACCCAAUCACCGAUCACAUUCCAUGUUAAAGAAAAUCUAGUGGGAGCUAUGAUAGGACAAAUUUUUAAUAUGAAUAGUAGCAGUGUUGCAACAAAUAAAACUGCAAAUAUCAGAUACAUCAUAGCCAAUCAACAAGAUGUCUCCGAUGAUAUUGCUAUUGGUCAAGAUGGCACCAUUUAUGCUCAAAAGUCCCUUGAUCGAGAAAAGCGGGACUCCUAUAGAAUGACAGUAAUCGUCGAAUUUAACAAAGGAAUAGUAUCAGGCGCUGGAAUUUAUCAAGUAAAUAUAUUUGUCGAUGACGAAAACGACAACCCUCCAGUAUUUGACAACCCUAUUUAUGAAGGUGUUAUUACUGAGAACGCUAAAAAGGGGACGGAAGUGAAAAUGACAAACAAAAUUAGAGCAACUGAUGCUGACGUUGGUCUGAAUGCAAUUUUCUCGUACACAUUGUUCGGAGAUGGUCAUGAUUUAUUUUUUGUAAAUGAAUUGAGCGGUGUGGUUACAUAUGUUGGUAAUAAGCUUGAUCGAGAAGAAAGGAGUUCAUAUUUGCUGAAAGUUGUUGCCAGAGAUAAAGGAAGUCUUAAAUCCGAAGCAAAGUUAACUAUAACUGUCCUCGAUGAAAACGACAAUGAACCAAAGUACAACCAAAUCAUUAUUCCAUUAGGAGAAAGUGUAGAUUUAUUAGAAAUCCACGGCAGGACGGACGUGAAAAUAUUUAAAGAAAAGAAAAAUGACGUGAAUAGCGGAGUUGCAAAAAUAGAAGUUAAACCAAAGAAUAAGUUUUCAACAACUGUCGACGCGACAGGGCCGUUAUUUUUAGUUCCCGAGAAUAUAGCGAUUGGAUCAACGAUAUUGAAAUUGAACGCCGUAGAUAUGGAUAGUGGAGUGAAUGGUCAAGUUCGCUAUGAAUUUAUGUCGGAAGUUUUUAUACCACCGACUGCAUUGUAUGGAAAUGCGUUGCAAGUACGAAGAUAUUUUGUUAUAAAUGAGCGUCACGGACACAUUGUUGUAGCCAGGGCUUUACCUCCGGAAGCUGAAUUUAGAUUAAAUGUCUCCGCUAUUGACGGCGGAGGACUUAUUGAUCAUAUUACAAUACGAAUAUUUGUUAAAGACAUUAAUGAUCAUUUUCCAAUGUUUAAAAAGUCGUGGUAUUCUUUUAAUGUGGAUGAAGCUCAAUACAGCAGACGCGUUCUUGGGAAAGUUGACGCUACGGAUGCUGAUUUUGGACAAAACGCGAAUUUAACCUACUUUUUACAACCGGACAGUAAAGAUUUACCAUUUGAAAUUUCUCCAUUAAAUGGUGUUUUAAGCAUUAACGGUGAAUUAGAUAGAGAAAAGGAAGAUAAAUACAUUCUAACUGUAGUAGCCAGAGACAACGGCUAUGAAAAAAAGCUAACUUCGUCUGUCAGUGUGGAAAUAGAGGUUUUAGAUGUGAACGACAAUGCGCCUAAGUUUUACGCCUAUGACGAGUUAUUAGAAUGGAAACAUCCAGAAGCGGAUAAUAUUUCUAAUCACAAUUUUGAAUCAGUCAUGAUGAUCCCUGUUUAUAAAACUACCUUAGAAGAAAAUACUCCCAUUGGAAGUGUAGUUACACGAGUCUAUGCGAAUGAUUCCGAUUUAGUAAGCAAUGGAAAUGGAUUAAUACUUUAUAGCUUACCGCAAAGAAAAAAUCAAAUGAAUAUAUUUUCAAUAGAUUCGAAAGAAGGAAUAAUCACAACAACGGCAAGGUUGGACUAUGAAUCCCAGUCUGUUUACAAUGUGACCGUUGUCGCAUCAGAUUUAGGCUCACCGAGUUUAAGUUCGACCGCCAUAGUAAUGUUAACAGUGAAAGACGUACCAGACGAGAUCGAAAUAUCAGAUAAACCAGUUUUCAUAUCAAGGUAUUAUGAACUGGAGAUCGAAGAAAAUGUUCACACACCAGUAGAACUAGUUACUCUGAAUUUGACGGAACAUUACGAGAAUUUCAAAAUGAGAUAUUUCAUAUUAAAUGAAAACGAUACAGAUAUUAGAAGAACUUUUGUGAUCGAUCCACGCAAUGGUACUUUAUAUUUAGUCCGAAGCCCAGAUAGGGAAGUAAAAGAUGUUUAUGAAGUUUUGGUCAGAGCGGAGAGACAGAAGAUCAGCCGGGAGAUGCCGCACAUGAUAUAUCCGGUGUCGGAUGACGUGUUGGAGGGAAUGACGAAAUACGAUGUGAAAAUAGUCGUGAGAAUUAAAGAUGUGAAUGAUAAUGCACCGAAGUUCAUUAACGGAGGUCGGCCGAUGGUCACAGCUAUCCCGACCACUGCUCCUUUUGGAUAUGAAGUGAUUAAAUUACAGGCAGUGGACGCGGACGCGGGCGUGAACGCGGAUAUCCGCUACCAGCUGAUGAGCUCGUGCGGCGGGCGGUUCGCUGUGUCGGCGCGCGGCGGCGCGGUGCGCGCGGCGACCAGCGUGGCGCGCGACAAGGGCAAGGUGUUCGGCUUCGACGUCAAGGCCACCGACCGCGCCGGCGCUGACGACGGCCGCUCUGCUAUUGCCAAUGUCUUCGUAUAUGUCCUGGAUGAAAGUCAGCAGCUGAUCCUAGCGGUGGACGCGAAACCGACCGAAGUGGAGAAAGAGAUGGAAAAUAUAACUAGAUCCCUGUCUAACAUGACGGGCUAUGACGUCCGCGUGCGAAGGUUCGAGCCUAGCUUCAAAGGCUCUAUGGAUGGACAUGCAACCGAUCUGUAUAUUUACGGAGUUGAUCCUUUAUCAAACAGCCUCAUAGAUAUGGAUGUUUUACAAAAAUUGCUAUUGAGGCGCGAGUCAGCGCAGCGCUCGGUGGGCGGCUACAAGCUGCUGCGUGUGGGGGCCAGCAAUCAUAAAACGAAAGUCAACGAAGUGUCGUAG
This is a messenger RNA of Papilio polytes (common Mormon), 5212 nucleotides long. RefSeq names its product cadherin-89D. The transcript is spliced from 20 exons. The record is from RefSeq and is a predicted model, not a curated record. Gene Ontology annotation, molecular function: calcium ion binding; cadherin binding. NCBI's taxonomy places the organism in Eukaryota, Metazoa, Arthropoda, Insecta, Lepidoptera, Papilionidae. Bases 329 to 5212 code for a protein of 1627 amino acids. Gene Ontology annotation, cellular component: catenin complex; plasma membrane. Gene Ontology annotation, biological process: homophilic cell-cell adhesion.